GUCAUUCUGGGCGGCAAAUAACCACCUUGCGCAAGUCACUUCCCUGAAGCCUGCUGAACCAAUUUCCCGUCCAUGGUGCCACGCCGCGCCUUCCCGCGCGGCUUGACGGCCAAUCGGUCUUCGCGGCAGCGAGCAGCGAAGGGCGGUUCUUCGUCAGACGCGGUAAAACCCGCGGGCCGUGCGCGAGAGCUUGUCGAAGCGCUCUCGUCGACGACGGGCCUGUCGCUCGACGUCGCGAACCUGUCGCAGCUGAAGCGACUCGUGCGACAAGACGACGACUGUAUGCGCGCCGCAUUCGACGCAAUCAUGACGCGACUCGAGAAUAAGCACGCGCAGAUCCGCCUUUUGCUGCUCCUCGUUAUAGACUACCUCUUUAUGCGCUCCCGCAUUUUCCGCCACCUCCUUCUCCCCGCGCAUCUCCUCCCCUUCCUCCGCCUCACACUAGGCAUCCACCCAGCAUUCCCCCUCCCCCCGCCCGCCGCCCGCGCCUCCCUCCUCCGCGCGCGCACGCUCGAGUGCCUACAAGCCUGGGCGGCAGCUUUUGUCGCUUACUACCCGUCCCUGGGCAUGGCUUUGCGCUACCUGGGGGGAACGCUCAAGCUCCCCCUGCCGCAGGGGGGAACCGCGGGGGAGCGCGCGGGGGUGGAGGGCGCGCGGGAGAGGGAGCGGAGGGAGAGGGCCGCGCGGGUGCAUACAGCGCAGCUGGCGCGAUAUGAGAGGGCGCGCGCGGAGUGGGGGGAGUGGGGGGAAGAGAUGAGGGGAGCUGUGGGGGAAAUGGAUGCGGUGAUUAGAGUGCUGGAAGGGGGAGGGGGGGAGGAAGAGGGGGAGGGGAGAGUAGGAGCAGGAGAGGGAGGAGCAGGAAGAGGAGGAGGUGGAGGGUUGGGAGAGACGAGAGAGAGGGAGAAGAGCGAGCCAGCGGACAAGCCCGCUUUAACUGAGGGGAGGCGUGGAGAGGAAAGCUGUGGAGAGGAAAGCGGUGGAGAGGAGAGGUGGGGAGAAGACGAAGAUGGAUUUGCUGUUGACGAUGGCGUGUGCUGGGAGGGGUUCGGGCGCGCUGACCUGCGCACCAUAUCCCAGCGCACAGAGGCCCACGCCCGCCUCUCCCAUCGACUCCUCGCAGCACAAGCGCGCUCAGACAACCCUGGCCCAGGCUCCAACCCCGGCCUCGACCCCAGCCUCGGCCCGAGCCUCGGCCUUGGCCUGGUGCGGCGGCUGUCCGCCCUAGCCGGCACGGUGCAGGGGCGGUAUCUGGUUAUGAGCCAGGAGUGGGUGCACGCGUUGACCAGGGUUGACCCGCUGGACCCCGGGAGCAGGGAUGAGGUGCUGAGAGCUGUGAUUGCGGUGAGGGGGGAGAUGAAGGGCGUUCUGGAGCGGUGCCGGGCGGUGGGGGUGACAUGGGAGGUGAGGGAGGAGGGAGGGGAGGAGGGAGGGGAGAAGGAGGGGGAGGAUGAAGGGGAAGAGGACGUGGAGUGGGAGGAGGGUGGCGGUAACGAGCUCACAGGUGGUGAUGGUGGUGAUGCUGAUGCUGAUGUUGGUGGUGGUGGUAAGAGGAAGGUUGGGGAUGUGGAGAGUGAUGGUUUCACGGGUGUUAAAAGAAAGCACCAUGAGAAGCAGCAGCAGACGCAGGAGCAGCAGCAGGAGGUUGAAGGAGCGGACCUGGAGCACGAGAAUUCACCACCAUCACUAACAGCAGCACCAUUAGCCGCAGUAGCAGCAGCAGCAGCAGCAGCAGCAGCAGCAGCAUCAGCGUCCGAAUCAGAGGCAGAGGAGCAGCAGGGCGUGCGGUCCCAGCUGUUAAAGCAAGCGCCACAGCUACCCUGGGGGCCGCACCUGCUGCUGUGGGGCGAGGAGGAGGCCGGCAGCAUGCUGGCCAACCAGAGGGGGCUCAGCGUGAGCAACCACUGGGGCCCGGUGGACGAUAGUGCGUGCGUGCCCGCUCAGCGGGUGAGGGAGCUCAUGGGGCUCCAGGUUAGCUACUAUGAGCCACCUAAAGGGGGGGCGGGGGUUGCGGAGAGGAGGGUGGAGAGUGGGAAGGGGGGCGGCACCGAUGGGAGAACGAAGGGGGUGGGGGGAAAAGGGGAGGAGAGGGAUGGGAGCGAGGAGAUGAGAGGGGAGGAGGGGUCGGAUGGGAGGGAGGAGAGUGAGGAGGGGGAGGGUAGGGAGGGGAAUCCCGUAAGGGAGGAGAGGCUUGAGUCGGUGAAGAGGGGGAAGAGGCUGAGGGAGGGGGAGGGGUUGGAGGGAGGGCAUGGUGGGGGUAGUGGUGGGGGUGGUGGUGGGGAUGGUGGUGGGGGUGGUGGUGGGGAUGGUGGUGGGGACGUUGAGGGAGAAGGGUUGGAGGUGAGGGAGGUGGUGAGUGGGCCAUUGGAUUGUGGGUUCGUUGGGAGGGUGAGUGGGAGAGAGAGUGUGCUUGCGAGUGGGGAAGUGAGUGGAUGCAGGAUGGGGGGAGUGAGUGAGGGAAAGGGUAAGGGAGGGAGUGCUGGAGUGAGUGAGAAAGAGGGUGGAAGGUUGCAGGGAGGGUUGAAUCCGAGUAAGGCAGUGGGAUCAGAUGGGGUGCUGAGUGAGGCGCUGCAGCGGCAGCUGGGGAGGCAGGCCGUGUGGAAUGUGAGGCGCAGGGAGAGGCAGGGGGAGAGGCAAGGGGGAGGCAGGAAGUGCGAGGGGCGUGAUGGGGGCGGGCUGGGUAUGGUUGGUGGUGGUGAUGGUGGUGGGGACAGGCGUAGACAAAGUUCUUGGGCGGAAGGGAGGGAGGGAGAGAGCAGAGAGGGAGUGCAGGAGACUGGAGGGAAGGAUAAGGGAGGGAAUGAUGUUGAGGCGUUGAGUGAGAGGAGGCUGGAAGCUAGUGCGAAUGCUGUGAGGGGUGAUGCUGCGAGGGUAGGAGAGGGGACGAGUAGCGACUGGGGAGUGGGUGAGAAACUUGCAGAGACAGAGAGUGGAGGGGACAGAGGGGAAGGAGGAGCACAGAGAAACGGAGGAGCACGCAGCUUGCUGGAUUGGUACGGAGGGGAGAGAAGGACGCAAGCGGAGGAUGGGCGCAGCUUGCUGGGUAUGCGUGUGCCCAUGAGCGUGAGCGAGAGCCGCAGGUUGGGGGUGGAGAGGCGGAGGGCCGUGCUGCGAAUAUCAGCCAAUCUCAAGAGGCGUGCUCUGCUGCUGGGAGGAGGGGGAGACGUGCCACCACGACCAGCUAGGCUUGCCGAGCCCAGAGAAGCUGCUGGCAGGUGCGAGGAGCAGCAAGGAUAUGCGUUUGGAGAUGCGAUGGGGGGUGGCGGUGGCGGUGGUGGGGGCAGUGGGGCAGAGGGGAUGGAAGGAAGGUGCGAGGCGGGGCAAAGGGAGCAGUGGAGACUGCGAAAGGAGUGCAAGGAGCGAGAAGAACAAGCAGGAGCAAGGGGAGGCGUGGGCGCUCGCAUCCGUGCGCACAACGAUGCGGUGCUCACGGCCGCAGAGGCGAGGGGCAAGGGGGGUGUGUGCGGGGGGGGAGGAGCAGCGGGGGAGGGCGACCCGUGGGGUUGUGGGCUUAAGGGUGAGCAGAGGGUGGUGCUUAGUGGAGGGAUGGGGAGCAGUGUGGGGAUUAGUAGGCAGGGCAGCAGCGAUGGAGCAGAUAGAGAGGGAGGAGAGGCAGAGGGACAGAGAGGCCCGGGUCAACCAGUGGUGAUGCUGCUUGUGCUGCUGGUGGUGAUGCGGGUGGUGCUGGUGGUGCUGGUGCUGGUGAUGCUGGUGGUGCUGGUGGUGAUGCGGGUGGUGUUGGUGGUGAUGCUGGUGCUGGUACCGCAGUACCGUAGUACCGUAGUACCGCAGUACCGUAGUACCGCAGUACCGUAGUACCGUAGUACUGGGAGCACACCUACAGUGUGGGCAUUGGUACUACCUACCGGUGGUAUCUGUCCUUCAUGUCAUGUCCGGUCGAAUGAAGAAGACACUCAUGGUUACAAUGGCUGCUAUGUAUACCCUGUUGUUGACAUUGUAAAUAUGCAUGGGUGGGCGUACUGUAAUUUAAG
Molecule: messenger RNA, 3989 nt
Organism: Closterium sp. NIES-67
Lineage: Eukaryota; Viridiplantae; Streptophyta; Zygnematophyceae; Desmidiales; Closteriaceae
Source: the annotation of a GenBank genome assembly